Messenger RNA from Eutrema salsugineum, 1180 nucleotides. Its product is annotated as 60S ribosomal protein L5-1. The record is from RefSeq and is a predicted model, not a curated record. Gene Ontology annotation, cellular component: cytosolic large ribosomal subunit; ribosome. Gene Ontology annotation, biological process: translation; ribosomal large subunit assembly. The transcript has 7 exons. Lineage: Eukaryota; Viridiplantae; Streptophyta; Magnoliopsida; Brassicales; Brassicaceae. Gene Ontology annotation, molecular function: 5S rRNA binding; structural constituent of ribosome. The coding region runs from base 89 to 994 and encodes 301 amino acids.
UCUCGCAUUUAGGUCAUUCCGCCUCUUGUCUUGUCUUCACUCCUCUCACACCAAAGCUUCGCUUACGCUUAGCAACAACAAUCAAACAAUGGUGUUUGUGAAGCCAUCCAAGUCGAAUGCUUACUUCAAGAGGUACCAAGUCAAGUUCAGGAGAAGGAGAGACGGAAAGACUGAUUACAGAGCUAGAAUCCGUCUCAUCAACCAGGACAAGAACAAGUACAACACACCAAAGUACCGUUUUGUUGUCCGUUUCACCAACAAAGACAUUGUUGCACAAAUCGUGUCUGCAAGCAUAGCCGGUGACAUUGUCAAGGCUUCUGCUUAUGCACAUGAGCUGCCUCAUUAUGGACUCACUGUUGGACUCACAAACUAUGCUGCAGCGUACUGUACUGGCCUUCUCUUGGCUCGCCGUGUUUUGAAGAUGUUGGAAAUGGAUGCUGAGUAUGAGGGCAACGUAGAGGCCACUGGAGAGGACUUUUCUGUGGAACCAACUGAGUCAAGGAGACCAUUCCGUGCUCUUCUUGAUGUUGGACUUAUCAGGACCACGACUGGAAACCGUGUUUUCGGUGCACUCAAGGGAGCUUUGGACGGAGGACUUGAUAUCCCGCACAGUGACAAGAGAUUUGCUGGAUUCAACAAGGAAAGCAAACAACUUGAUGCUGAGAUCCACAGGAACUACAUCUAUGGUGGCCAUGUCUCAAACUACAUGAAGCUGUUGACAGAAGACGAGCCAGAGAAGUUCCAGACUCAUUUCAGUCAGUACGUUAAGAAAGGAGUUGACGCUGAGAACAUCGAGGAGCUGUACAAGAAGGUUCAUGCAGCUAUCCGUGCUGACCCCAACCCAAAGAAAACCGUCAAGGCUGCUCCAAAGGAACACAAGAGGUACAACUUGAAGAAGUUGACCUACGAAGAAAGGAAGAACAAGUUGAUCGAGAGAGUCAAGGCAUUGAACGGAGCAGGUGGUGAUGACGAUGAUGAGGACGACGAAGAGUAAAUCACUGCAGUUUCUAUUGCUUCAUGCCUCUUGUAGCUUUUUACUUCUUGAGCUUAAUGCCUCAAAUUUUCUAUUUUCAGACUAAAAACUCUGUUUUUGUCUUCACAUUACUAUUGCGUUCGAGGAUUUUGGUUUUGAGGAUACUUUUCCUUUUAAGAAUUUAUUAUCUUUUUUCACAUUAUCUUA